AUGGCCGCCUAUGGAAGCCCUGGUCGUGCCCUAGCGCCGCCCGUCUUUGUCCCCGCUUCGCCGUGCCGCUUGCCUAGCGCUACGCCGCGCGCGCCCACACUCCCUGCGCCGCCGUCACCGUGCUUGCCGCCUGCCCCGCGCGCGCUCGCCUCGCUGCUACCUCCUGUCGCACUCGACGCCGAAUCCUCUACCGCGCCACCGCGGGCCCUCCAGCCUUCGACCGCCGCAGGCCCCGCCUCGUCGCGCCAUGCUCACCGGCGGCGCGCCUUGGCCGCGGCCAAGCCUCGGGCGUGUGUGCGCGAGCCCUGGCGGGUCCGUCCCGCCCCGCCGCCCUCCCACGGCCCGCGCCCGCUUCGCCCCUCCGCAGCUCCUGCCGUGCCCCGCGACCAGCCGGCGCCCUGCUGCUGCACAUGCUCCGCCACGACCGCGCCCGUCCCUCGCAUCGCCGACGCGCCGCCGCCACCAGCCACCACUGCCCGCCGGUGCCCGCUGCUGUAUGGCGCCCCCACGAGCUUCCCCCGUCCCGCACCUACCCGGCCACCCCCAUACCCUCUCGCCGCCGGCCACCUCCCCACCGCACCGCCGCGCUGUUCCGGCCGGCGCCCGCGCGGCCCCUUGCCGCCGGCGCUCGCGCCCGCCCCCUCCCUCGUCGCCUGGGCAGGCUACGGCCUCUGGCACGGGCGCCACACCCGUGCGCCCUUUAGCCCACGCCCGCUAUUGGCCAUGGGCCACUGA
This is a messenger RNA of Aegilops tauschii subsp. strangulata, 735 nucleotides long. The record is from RefSeq and is a predicted model, not a curated record. Lineage: Eukaryota; Viridiplantae; Streptophyta; Magnoliopsida; Poales; Poaceae.